AUUUCUUCUCACCACAGAGGACAAGGGAGCAUAGCCCUGUCACUAAAGAAAGGAAAAUGUGAAGUGAAAAAGAAUUUUGGCAGAUGACAGCAGAAUGCAGUCUGAAUCUUUGCCAUUAGAUGACAAUAAAUCUGACAAACUGUAGCUUUAAUCGUUUACAAUAUGCAUGCAGGUACUUAAAUACUGUUAUAACAGAGAUUACAUGUAGACUUUUAUUGUCUACAGGGGGCCUUUACCUUCAUCCACAACUCCAUCAUGGUGGACCUGUUCCUGAAUCGUGUGCUGGUGAGGAACAACUGGGACCAGCACGAACUGAACACAGAACGGGAGAUUGAUGGGAUUCUUGAAAACCAUAUCCUGAUGUUGUUUUUUGCAUCUGCUGACUGUGAAAAGUGUCACAAGUUUGUGCCUGUGCUGAAUGACUUUUUCAAAAGACUCAAAGAUCCAUUUUACAUUGAUAAUCCCGCCCUGCUCACCCUCAUCUACAUCAGCUUGGACCAGUCAGAAGAGCAGCAGGAAAGUUUUUUCAAAGAGCUGCACAAAAAGUCUCUGUUCCUAACUUAUGACGACCCCUACCGAAUGGAGCUGCAGGCCAUGUUUCAGGUGAAGGAUGUGCCGACAGUUGUGGUCCUUCGUCCUGACUGCUCUAUUCUGUGUCCAAAUGCCGUGCAGGAUAUCUGUCAUUUUGGUUCUGACUGUUUCUAUAACUGGCAAGACUCAGCUGCGUUGAUUGAAAGAAGCUUCAUGCUCAAUGAGGAAUUUGAUGACCUCAAUUUGCGAAGUGCCACUGACCCUGUAAGAAGGCUCAAGUACAAGACUGAAGAUGACAGCAGGAGGAAGAAGUGGUGGAAGUUUUGGGGAAAGGAAGGAAGAUGAGGAGGACAACAAAAGAAAAAGAACUUUUAUCAGAGGAAAAACCUGUGUAUUGCAGAGCCCAACUGAUAAAUCUGCAAGUCAAGAUAAUCCACCGAUAUGAGCUACUUGCAGAUAAAUCAGUAUCGGCCUUGAUAAUAACAGUUAA
Thalassophryne amazonica is the source of this 1021-nucleotide messenger RNA. Its product is annotated as nucleoredoxin-like protein 1. The transcript is spliced from 3 exons. Gene Ontology annotation, cellular component: mitochondrion. Lineage: Eukaryota; Metazoa; Chordata; Actinopteri; Batrachoidiformes; Batrachoididae. Gene Ontology annotation, biological process: photoreceptor cell maintenance. The coding region runs from base 256 to 876 and encodes 206 amino acids. The record is from RefSeq and is a predicted model, not a curated record.